Molecule: messenger RNA, 2184 nt
Organism: Cucurbita maxima (winter squash)
Lineage: Eukaryota; Viridiplantae; Streptophyta; Magnoliopsida; Cucurbitales; Cucurbitaceae
Product: phytoene dehydrogenase, chloroplastic/chromoplastic-like
Exons: 16
Coding region: 353-2083 (576 amino acids)
Biological process (GO): carotenoid biosynthetic process
Cellular component (GO): chloroplast thylakoid
Molecular function (GO): phytoene dehydrogenase activity
Source: RefSeq, a predicted model, not a curated record
AAACGACCAAACAGGCUUUCAUCACAAUGGGGGGAUAAGAGCCGAAAAUGGAAACCGCCCAAUUUCAGUCUGUGAAAGAAGAUGUGUUGGAAAGUGCUUUGCCCACAUCCGCCACUACCACUUCAAUUCUCCAUUGAACACAAUCGGAGUGCUUGCCUACUCUAAUCUGCUCAUUUCUCAGCCGAGUGUAACCUAGAACCGUGGUGGGCGGAGAAGUGGAUUUAUUGUUCUGUGGUGUACCGUUUAUGUGCUUUUAGUGUCUUUUGAUUUUGGUUCUGAAAUUCUUGGUCUCCGUUGAAGGUUUAAUAGUUGUCUGCUUCCAUUUCUGAGCUUGUGUGAGAUUUUUGGUGAAAUGUCACUAUGUGGGUCUGUCUCUGCUCUGAACUUGAGGUGCCAAAAGGGCAUCCCAAAAUCAACAUCAAGAUGGUGUUCUCCAUUUACUUGUGAGAAAAGCAAUGCUUUAGCAUUUUGGGGUAGUGAGUUUGUGGGCGAAGGUUUGAAAGUUUCUGCCAGACAUGUUAAUAGGAAACUGGCUAAGGGGAUUCCAUCUCUAAAGGUAGUUUGUGUGGAUUACCCUAGACCACAGAUUGAUGAUACUGUUAAUUUCAUUGAAGCAGCAUCCUUAUCUGCGAGUUUUCGUACUUCUAAACGUCCAAGUAAACCGUUGAAAAUAGUGAUUGCUGGUGCAGGAUUGGCUGGUUUAUCGACAGCAAAAUACUUGGCAGAUGCUGGCCACAUACCUGUUCUACUAGAAGCUCGAGACGUUUUAGGUGGGAAGGUAGCUGCUUGGAAAGAUAACGAUGGAGACUGGUACGAGACUGGCCUGCACAUAUUUUUUGGGGCUUAUCCCAAUGUGCAGAACUUGUUCGGGGAACUUGGAAUCAACGACCGGUUGCAGUGGAAGGAACAUUCAAUGAUAUUUGCUAUGCCAAACAAGCCGGGGGAGUUCAGUCGAUUCGAUUUCCCUGAAGUACUUCCUGCACCCAUAAAUGGGAUAUGGGCCAUUUUAAGGAACAAUGAGAUGCUUACGUGGCCGGAGAAAAUUAAAUUUGCGAUCGGGCUCUUGCCAGCAAUGCUUGGUGGGCAAUCUUAUGUUGAGGCUCAAGAUAAUUUAACUGUGCAAGAGUGGAUGAGAAGUCGGGGAGUACCUGAUCGUGUAACAACUGAGGUGUUUAUUGCUAUGUCAAAGGCUCUAAAUUUCAUUAACCCCGAUGAACUUUCUAUGCAAUGCAUUUUGAUUGCUCUGAAUCGAUUUCUUCAGGAAAAGCAUGGCUCUAAGAUGGCUUUCUUGGAUGGAAAUCCACCCGAGAGACUUUGCGAGCCAAUUGUUGAGCAUAUUCGAUCAUUGGGUGGCGAAGUGCGACUUAAUUCAAGGAUACAAAAAAUCGAGUUAAACAAUGAUGGAACAGUGAAAAAGUUCUUGUUAAGCGAUGGGAAUGUAAUUGAAGGAGAUGCUUAUGUCUUUGCCACUCCUGUUGAUAUCUUCAAGCUUCUUUUGCCUAAUGACUGGAAAAAGAUUACAUACUUCAAAAAGCUGGAAAAAUUGGUUGGAGUUCCAGUUAUCAAUGUCCAUAUAUGGUUUGACAGGAAACUGAAGAACACAUAUGAUCACUUACUUUUUAGCAGGAGUCCGCUUCUUAGUGUUUAUGCUGACAUGUCAGUCACAUGCAAGGAAUAUUACAAUCCGAACCAGUCCAUGUUGGAACUAGUCUUUGCACCUGCAGAAGAGUGGAUUUCCCGGAGUGACUCAGAAAUUAUUGAUGCCACAAUGGUGGAACUAGCUAAACUAUUUCCUGAUGAAAUUUCAGCUGAUCAGAGCAGAGCUAAGAUAGUAAAGUACCACGUCGUUAAAACGCCAAGGUCCGUUUAUAAGACGGUGCCCGACUGUGAACCGUGUCGCCCCUUACAACGAUCUCCUAUUGAGGGAUUUUAUUUAGCUGGCGACUACACGAAACAGAAGUAUUUAGCUUCUAUGGAAGGUGCUGUUCUUUCAGGAAAGCUUUGUGCACAGGCUAUUGUGAAGGAUUAUGAAAUGCUAGUUGCUCGAGAGCAACGACGAGUCGCCGAGGCUGGUGUUCGUUGACUAGAACGUAAAAAGAUAAAAAGUACCUUCACAUGAUAUUUCAACCAUGAAGACAUGAUUCUCCAAUGCUACAAAAUUGUAAUGUCAAAUGUUGGAUAUAA